This is a messenger RNA of Ahaetulla prasina, 5035 nucleotides long. RefSeq names its product glypican 2 (gene GPC2). Gene Ontology annotation, cellular component: plasma membrane; extracellular region; synapse. Gene Ontology annotation, biological process: regulation of protein localization to membrane; cell migration; smoothened signaling pathway. Lineage: Eukaryota; Metazoa; Chordata; Lepidosauria; Squamata; Colubridae. The record is from RefSeq and is a predicted model, not a curated record.
ACCAGCCCCUCGACCCAUUUCUUUCUCAUUUUCACAUUCAAUCCACUGCUGUCCCGCUGUUGUCCACUCAUCCCUUUGUCUUCUUGUGUUGUCCCUCGGUCUCCCAAGUACCACAUUCAGCUGAUCUUUUUUUAAAUUACUUUAUUCUCCUGGCAUCAAGGAGCAGAAGAGCUUUUAUACAUAGGCGGUCCUUCCUGAACAGCCUCUAAUACAGUGAUCAGUGAUCAGUAUGGCCGGAGACUUAGAACAAGUCCCUGUAGUUACAGUCCUUUUUCUGUAGGUGGUGGAGUCUUUUUCAUUGACAGUGUGGAGAUGGGACGGCUGUCUGCCAAGAAUGCUGUACUAAGGGAUUCCUGCAAUAGGCUGAAGUUGGACUAGAUGAUCUCCAAGGUCACUUCCAACCCUGACAUUCAAUGAUUCUGCAUCCCAACCAAUAUUCCUCUAAGGUCACUCUAAGCAUUCUUUGUAUAUUUGUCUGUAAGUACCUUAAGCAGCAAUCCACAUUUUCUCUGCUCUGGGUAGAGUUUGCUAAGCCUUCCAGAGUUAUUCUCCCACAGGCUUUAUUUCCAUCGUGGGCCACUCUGACGGUAUUCCACAACCAACCUUCCACUCCACAUCCAUGAAAAUCAUUCCACAAUUUUAGGCCUUUUUUACUUUAUUAUACACCAUACGUCUCUCUAUGUACAAUGAACUUUGUCACAGUUCUAAAUUCCUGAAUGACCGAUAAUCAAAAACCCAUUUACAUGCCUUCUGCUGAUCUGCACUUCCCAGGUCUGAACAACUCUCAUCUCUUGUAUCUUGUUAAGCAUCUUCCCAGGAACAAUUAGCAAAUGGCUGCCCCUGUAGUUUUUGCAUUCACCUGUCUACCUUUCCCUCUGCAAAGGAGAACAAAAAUGGUGCUGUGUUUUCCCUAAAAUAAGACUCUGUCUUAUAUUUUUUAGAACCCUGAAAUAAAUGCUUGGCCUUAUUGCCAUGCACUCAAAAGCCCAGUUGGGCUUAUUAUCAGGAGAUGUAUUAUUUUGGCGGAAACAGAGGAAACAAAGGCGGAAAAUUUCAGCCUUUGGGCACAGAAAUGGCACAUCUUUUACACAUCUACCGGUAUUAAGCAAGCAACAUGGCCAUUAUCUAAGCAAAUCCACACCCAAGUGUUAAUAGUUCUCCAGCUACCUUAUCUACUUCAGCAGUCCUAUGUAUUUUAGCCUUCAUCUGAAUUCUGCUUUUCGACAUACUGUAUCACUCUCAGCCCCAUACAAAUUGGGGAAAGACAUUCCUUCACUUUGACUUUACCCCCCAAAUUAUUAUCACUUUCAUUUUUAAAACAACUUUUAAUUUCCAUCAAAAUUGUUCUGCAUUUUCUCUACCUCUUUAAACCUUAACAGAUUCACUGCUCUGACUGCAUUCUUUGCAACUUUUUCUUUCUAAAAGCUUUCUCUUUUUCCCACUUCCUGCAGCAAUCGUUCUUAUGUGCAUUUCCCCUUAACCCAUUUUAUUCCAUUAUUCCCUCAAACAUCCAUUUUCAUGUCUUUCAUUAAUGUAACUCUACACACUUCUAUGGUGCUAGAAUAGAAUAGAAUAGAAUUCUUUAUCGGACAAGUGUGAUUGGACAAUGCAAGGAAUUUGUCUUGGUGCAUACGCUUUUGGUGUCCAUAAAAGAAAAGAUACAUUUGUCAAGAAUCAUAAGGUACAACACUUAAUGAUAACCUGGUUAUCUUCACUCUAUUCAAGCAGCAACCAUAUUCUCUUUUCUUGUGUCCAUUUUCAGUUCAUUCUUGAGAAAGAUUAAUACAAUGAUUGUUGGUAUUGAGUUUCUCUUCCUGCACAUUCCACUUCCUUUUUUUCCCUUUUCUCUUCUAUGUCCAUUUUUAUGAUCCAUUCUUGGCCUCAACAAGAAAGGUGCUCUCCCAGAUUCAAAUCAUUCCUCACUUUUGUAUCUCUCCCUAAUUGUCUCUUCCUACUUUUCAACUUUUCUUUCUUCUGCAUAUACAAGAACAGACUUGCUUAGGCCACUCACAGAAUUUGGAGCAUGGAGAGUUUUUCCUGAGCAGAGGCUCACCUAGCAGUCCUCCUCCUCCUCCUCCUUUUUUGGAUGUCUGCAGGGGAGAGGGGAGCACAGGGGAGAGCCAGAGCAAGCAAGCUACCAGAACUGCAGUCAAGCACAAAGGCUUCCUUCUUAAACUAAGGAAAAUAAAUGGAUGGUGCCAGUCAACUGGGAAGUCGCACCCAUCGCCGAAGGCGAUCUAUAGCUCCCCAUAUCCCCCUCUUCAGCCCUCUUUGCUCUCAGGUUCUGUAGAGCCCCACUGGCCGAGCAACGGAGAGGAGGGGCCAGCAGAGCAAUGGGGAAGGUUAGGGCCGCUCCCCAUUCCGCCCCCAUUGUCUGAUGGCCGGCCCGGAUAACAGGCAGGAGGCACUAGGGCCCGGCAAGCCUCACCCGCGGGUCGCCUUUUAUUGUCUCGCAGUCGCUCCGCUCAGCGCGGGGAAACUCGCCUGUUUCUAGCGGCGCUUGGUCCUUCUCAGGGACCGACUGUGGCCGAGCGGUGCGAGCUGUGCCUCGCGUGAAGGGCCUCCUCUUUCCUCGGCCUUUGCGCCUUUCACUUCGCGGGAUGGGGACGCUGCUGCUCCUCUUCGCUCUGAGCGCGCUUCUUUGUUCCGCCGCUGCCGGAGAAGCUCGCGGGGCGCGGAGCUGUGCGGAGACCCGGCAGGCGCUGGCGAACCGCGGCUUCUCACUCGCUUCGGUCCCACCCACCCUUAUCUCUGGAGAGCACCUUCGCAUCUGCCCCCAGGACUACGCCUGCUGCGCCAGCGAGACGGAGGAGCGGCUCAGCGAGCAAGGGCAGGCGGACCUUCGGGCGCUGUUGUGGGAGACGGGCGCCUUCUUGAUCAGGACUCUGAGCUCUCGCCAGCAUCGCUUUCAGGACUUUUUCCAGGAGCUUCUUGCUGGAGCUGAGCGGUCCCUCCAGGCCAUGUUUGCCCGUUCCUAUGGGCGCCUUUAUGUGCAGCAUACCCGCCUCUUCCAGGGAUUAUUUGUGGAGUUGCAACAUCACCUUAAGGGGUCUCGGCCCAGCCUAGAUGAGGCCCUGAGUGACUUCUGGUCUCAGCUUUUGGAGCGAAUGCUGCCUCUGCUUAACCCCCAGUAUAGCUUCCAAGAAGGGUACCUGGAGUGUGUGGGGCGCCAGGUGGAAAGCUUCCAUGCCUUUGGAGACAGCCCCCACCAGUUCCGGGUGCAGGUGUCUCGGGCUUUCCUUGCUGCUCGGGUCUUUGUUCAGGGCCUGGCCACAGGACGAGACAUCGUUGCCCAGGCAGUUAAGCUGUCUCCCACUGAAGAGUGUCGACGGCGCCUCUCCUUCUGCCCACUGUGCCGUGGGCUUCCAGCCCUCAAGCCUUGCCAUGGAUUUUGCCUCAACGUCAUGAAAGGCUGCUUGGCGAGCGUCACAGAGAUGGAUGCCGAGUGGGGGCGCUUGCUGGAUGCACUGAUCCAACUGGCAGAACAACUCACAGGACCCUUCAAUUUUGAGUUGGCAGCUGAUUCCAUUGCAGUGAAAAUUUCAGAGGCCAUAAUGUACCUGCAGGAACACAAUAUACAGACAUCGGCUAAGGUCUUCCAGAGCUGUGGCAACCCACGCCCAACUCCCGCCCAUUCCCGACGUGACCCCCAAGAAGAAAGCAGGUACCGCUUUCAAAUCUACCCACCAGAGGAGAAGCCAACCACCGCAGGUGGGACCAACUCGGACCGGCUGGUAUUGGAUUUGAAGGAAAAACUUCGUCUCAUGAAGCGCUUCUGGACCCUGCUGCCCCACGCUGUCUGCAGCAGCGAGAAGACAGCGGCUGACAUGGCAAAUGAGGACAGUUGCUGGAACGGUCAGACACAGGGCAGGUAUCUCCCAGAUGUGGCAGCUGAUGGACUGGUGAAUCAAAUCAACAACCCAGAAAUGGAGGUCGACAUUUCACAACCCGAUCUUCUAACCCAGAGAAGUGUCCUGGCUCUGCGCAGUGCGGCCUCGUGGCUGAUGGGGGCAUGCCAUGGGCAAGACCUCGACUUUCAGGACGCUGAUGACGAUGGCAUCAGUGGCUCAGGUGAUGGAUUUCAUGAAGACCGGCCAGCCUCCCCAGGGUCAGGAGGAGCAGUUGCCAGAGGGGCUUCUGGGAGCUCACAGCCCUCCCCUGACUCUUGAGCCCCUCGAAGGGAGCGAUCCAGGAAGGGUUCCUCCUCCCGGCAUAACCAAAGUGGUGGAAGGCUGAGCAGCAGGGCUGGGCCUUUCCCAACAGCAGCCCUAUCGCUGGCCCUUUUCCUGAAUUUGGUCUUCCUUGGGGGGCGGUGAGGGGGGGCUUGUCCCCAAGCACUAGACCUCCUUAAUGGAGGGGAAGCACCCCUCUCCAUGUGCCCAGGGAAACAAAAGCUGGAGGGCAGGUGGGGGACGCAGUUUUGUAGGGGUGAAAAGCGGGGGCUCAUAAACCUGACUUCUUCGGGGAAGGGAAGGGAGCCUCAUAAACCGGUUCACCUUUUGUCCUUGGAAAAGCAAACUUUCCCUCCUGAUGCUUUCAAGCUUUGAAAUUACCCUUGUUUGUUAUUUCCUUUUCAUACCUGCAACUGUCCAGGUUUUAUGACUAGGAUGGGGUUUUUUUUCACUUUGUUAAGCGGAGGGGGAGUAACUGGGGGGGGGGAGGGCUUGCAGAAGAGAUUCCUGCAUUUGGGCUGGUAGCAGCUGCAGGGAUAAGCACAAGUGGCCGAAUCUCUUCUCUCUUACACAUAAAGACACACACGCACUUAUCUAUUCUUCCUGCCUCACUGCCACUUUCUUAUAGAUGCACCCCUACGCCCAUACGCCCACAGUCCCAUACCCAUACUCACAGACAGUUUCCCAGAAAAACUUGGGGAGAUGGAACUGGUUGAGGCCCAACCCUCAACCCUGUUGCUGCUGGUAUUUUCUGGACUCUUUUUUUCUUAAGUUAUGGAAUAAAAUAUUUAAUUUAUUGUUUUCCGUAUCAACAACAGCUCUUUCUUACUUAUUUGUGCUCUUCUGUUUGUGCAAGCCUCAAG